AUGUCUUACGCCGGGAAAGUCGCUGUUAUCACAGGCGGUUCCAAGGGUAUCGGACGAGCCGCAGCCGAACAAUUCGUCGCUCUCGGAGCCAAAGUCGUCAUCAACUACGCAUCUGAUUCUGCGGCAGCCGAAGAAGUAGUUCACAAAUUGGGACAGGAAAAUGUACUCGCUAUCAAAGCCGAUGCAGGGUCGCUCGCUGGUGUAAAGCAGAUUGUCGAUGAGACUGUUUCCCGAUUCGGAAAGAUUGAUAUCUUGGUUCCCAAUGCGGGAUGGAUGCCGAUGGCAAAUCUUGAAGCAGUCACCGAGGAGCUGUUUGAUCAAAUCUAUGCAAUUAACGUCAAGGGACCGUUGUUCUUGGCCAAGGCUGCUGUACCACAUAUGCCCCAAGGGUCACAUAUUGUAUUCAUCAGCACAUCACUAUGCCACGCCGGUAAUAUCAUGCCACCCCAACUACUAUACGUAUCCACCAAAGGUGCCAUUGAGCAGUUCACCCGCCUACUGUCUAGGGAUCUUGCGCCCAAAGGCAUUGUUGUGAACUGUGUGGCUCCAGGACCAACUGCGACUGAGCUGUUCUUGAGAGGGAAGCCGGAUGCUCUGAUUGAGGGUAUUAAGAAACAGUCGCCGUUCAAUAGAUUGGGAAACCCAGAGGAGAUUGCUGAAGCUAUUGUGUUUAUGGCGGGAACUUCAUGGGUGGCAGGUCAGACGUUAAAGGCUAAUGGCAGUUUGAUUUGA
Talaromyces amestolkiae is the source of this 732-nucleotide messenger RNA. RefSeq lists its product as uncharacterized. Lineage: Eukaryota; Fungi; Ascomycota; Eurotiomycetes; Eurotiales; Trichocomaceae. Bases 1 to 732 code for a protein of 243 amino acids. The transcript has 2 exons. The record is from RefSeq and is a predicted model, not a curated record. Gene Ontology annotation, molecular function: oxidoreductase activity.